This is a messenger RNA of Spinacia oleracea (spinach), 2696 nucleotides long. RefSeq lists its product as uncharacterized. Bases 1 to 2040 code for a protein of 679 amino acids. Gene Ontology annotation, molecular function: transposase activity; DNA binding. Gene Ontology annotation, biological process: DNA transposition. NCBI's taxonomy places the organism in Eukaryota, Viridiplantae, Streptophyta, Magnoliopsida, Caryophyllales, Amaranthaceae. The transcript has 4 exons. The record is from RefSeq and is a predicted model, not a curated record.
AUGGUGGCAGUUGAGGUGCCUGUGUAUGAUGUUGAGGAUUUAAGCGUAGAGUACGUACGUGUUUACAGCUCACAACAUGCUGACUGCUUUUCCCCGGGAGGUUCCCAACCACCAAAUACACAAAAAGAGCCUUCACCACCACCAAGAGAGCCCUCACCACCACCAAAUACACAACCACAGCAACAACAACAACAGAAAGAACAUCAGCAACAACCACAAACAGAACAUCAACAACAACAACAAACAGAACAACAGCAACACCAACCCACAGAACAGCAGCAACAACAUCAAACAGAACACCAGCCAGAUCAGACACCCCCUCCUAACAGGGCUGAGUUAAACAAAGGGAGGGGUUUCAGAAUUUCCAGAAGUCAUGCUAAGAAGACGGGUGAGUUUGUUCCUAAGAAGAGGGGGGGAAGGCCUGCUGGUUCAAGGGUGAGGAAACCCACUGCAUACAAUGUGGAGGAAGAGGAGCAAUGGGAUGAUGAGAGUGAUGAUGAAAAUUUUGAGGAGAGUGAGAGUGAUAGUGAAACUGGUUUCAACUCCGACGAUUUCAUUGACGAAGAAAUUGAAGAAGAUGAAGAACAAGAUGUUCUUAAGGAGGUAAUUUCUGAGAGAAGUUUUGAGGAUCAUUUAGAUGGGAGUAAUAAGCUGGAUAAUUUGUAUGCAAAUGGGAAAGUUGUGGGAAGCAUGCCAUGGGGGACUAUCAAGUUGCAACCAUGGAUGAUAUUCCAAAGCAAGACACACUUCAUGGAGGUCUUCAGAGACUUUUGUAUUCAAGAGGGAUUUGCUGUGAGUGUUGAAAAGGCUGAUACAACCAGAUUCACUGCAAUGUGUCUGGUUGAGUCAUGCAAUUGGAGGAUCCAUGCCUGUGUGUUGUUGGAUGGGGUCAGUUGGGCCAUUAAAACUCUUGUCAGUGAGCACAAGUCUUGUGGGAGACUUGAGGAGAAUCCCAUGGUGACAUCUCAGUGGCUAUGCACCAAACUACUUCCUGACAUUGAAGCAAAUCCAGAAAUCCCAAUUAAGACACUUCAAAGAAAGGCAUUGGGGAUUUAUAGGGUACAAGUGAAACAGAGGUUGAUGUACAAGGUGAGAAACCUCGGGAGGCAGCAAAUUUAUGGAGGUUUUGAUGAGUCAUAUGCCCUUUUACCAUCCUAUGCUGAAAUGAUCAAAUCUACCAAUCCUGGGAGUUAUGCCUUGGUCACUUGGACUGCAGAUUCUGGUAACGUGACACCCCGUUUCAAGGCUUGCUUUUUCUCCUUUGCUGCACAAGUUAGGGGUUUCUUAAGAGGUUGUAGGCCUAUCAUAGGCAUUGAUGGUGCACAUUUGAGUGGAUACUAUAAGGGAAUUCUCCUCACUGCAGUUGCUAUCGAUGGGAAUAAUGAGAUUUUUCCAUUAGCCUAUAGCAUUGUGAGUACGGAGAGUAUGGACACAUGGUCCUAUUUUUUCAGAAGUUUGAAGGCUUUGUUUGUUCAACAUGGGUGCCAGAGGGAUGACUGGACUUUUAUUAGUGACAGAAUGAGGGGAGUAGAAUCUGCUUUGUAUGAUGUUUUCCCCAAAGCAGUCAGGAGGGUCUGUGCUCAGCAUCUGUAUACCAACUGCAGACAAGCUGGAUACAGUGGCACAGCCUUCCAUGACUUGUUCUGGGUUGCUGCUGAUGCAUACAAUCCAUAUGUCUUCAACAAAGCCAUGGAAAAGAUUGGCAAACUCAUCCCAGAAGCAGUGGGAUAUCUUGACAAAGUGCCUGAACAGUGGUCCAGACACAAGUUUGAUGUUGGGGUCACUUGUGAUCACAACACCACCAACUUUGUGGAAUCCUUCAACGCGUGUACCAAACCCUUUAGGGAUCUUCCUGUUUUGUCACUUCUUGAAGAAAUAAGGUCUUGGUGCAUGACGAAGAUCGGGGCCAGAUUUGAUAAAGCUGUUGACAUUGGACCCGAUCAAUUGACGCCAUAUGCUACUAAGGAGCUUGAAGAGAGGAGUGCUGACUCGAGGUUCUGUUAUGCAACUAAUGCUGGGGGGGUGAAUUUGAGGUUUUAGAUGGUCAUGUGAAGUUCCCUAUUAGGCUUGCUGCUAGAGUUUGUGGUUGUGGGAAAUGGCAAGGGUGUGGUAUACCUUGCAAGCAUGCUAUUAGGGUAAUAUACCAUCAAAGACUCAAUCCUACAGAUUUUGUUUCUCCUUACUUCAAAGGGGCAGCCUAUAAGCUCACAUACUCAGAGCAUAUUCACCCCAUGCCUGACUCAACACAGUGGCCUACAUUUGAGCUACCUAGGAUUCUUCCCCCACUAAUGAGAAGGGCAGCUGGCAGACCAGCCAAGCAGAGAAGAAGAGGUGCUCAUGAGAAGAAGAGGGGGAAAAGAAACACCACUGUCAAGUGUGGGAAAUGCAAGCAAAUUGGGCAUAACUCAAGAACCUGUAAAGGAGGUUCCACUGCAAAACAGAGGAAAGAAUCUGCUGCAGCUGCUGCUGGUUCUGCUGGUGCAUCAACAUCUGGUGCUAGGAAGAGGAAGGCUCCAACAUCUAAUGCAUCGAGCAGCAAGAAGUCCAAAGCUGCAUAACUAGAAGUAAGCUUAGGAUUCAGUUUAGUAUUUCUGUUUUAAAGCUUAGGUUUAUUUUGAAAAACAACUUAGGUUGUGGCACAUUUUGGCAUUUUUUUGUAAAGCUACCCACAACUUGAUGUUCGGUUUAUUUUGGAA